Messenger RNA from Colletotrichum scovillei, 2080 nucleotides. RefSeq names its product 2-methylcitrate synthase. The transcript is spliced from 3 exons. The record is from RefSeq and is a predicted model, not a curated record. Gene Ontology annotation, molecular function: 2-methylcitrate synthase activity. Lineage: Eukaryota; Fungi; Ascomycota; Sordariomycetes; Glomerellales; Glomerellaceae. Gene Ontology annotation, biological process: tricarboxylic acid cycle; carbohydrate metabolic process. Bases 413 to 1831 code for a protein of 472 amino acids. Gene Ontology annotation, cellular component: mitochondrial matrix.
CGGCGGUCUGAGGAGUGCAGCAGCGCGCUGACUUACACAUCCCCUCUCCCGCGGGGGUAGGUCAGUGCCGCUCAUCCAGGCUUCCCCAACCUCGGGUCAAGCUGUUUGUCUCGGCCUGCUGCGGUACCUGCUUAUCUAGCUAGGUCGGCACAAUGUGAAGUUCCCUCGCCCGUCUGCUCGUGACUUUUCUUCCUCAAAUUUCUCCUCCUACAGUAGUUUCAUCACCAGCUGCUUGUCUCUGUCAACCUACCUCCAGUACUCCUUAGAUAAAUUUGACCCGAUCCAGCCGAUUGAUUCAGUAGCCAUUCAGCUACUCCUGCCUUUCCUGGUCACCUUAUUCAGUCCUCCUCUACCCCUCCCCAUAACUUCUCCGUCACCGAUCCUCCCUUUGAACUUCUCUCGGUUGACAGCCAUGGCUAUGAAUAUCACAAAAGGCACCAGAGCUCUUGGAGCUCUGAGGCCUCUGGCAGCUCGUUCUGCCCUCAAUGCGCGCCAGUAUUCAACUUCCGAACCGGACCUCAAGACCACACUAAAGAGCGUCAUUCCCGCCAAGCGGGAACUUCUGAAGAAGGUCAAGGCACACUCGUCCAAGGUCAUUGGGGAAGUCAAGGUCGAGAAUACUCUUGGUGGCAUGCGAGGCCUCAAGGCUAUGGUUUGGGAGGGAUCUGUCUUGGAUGCGAAUGAGGGCAUUCGGUUCCACGGCAGGACCAUCAAGGAUUGUCAGAAAGAGCUUCCCAAGGGAAAGACUGGAACAGAAAUGUUGCCCGAGGCCAUGUUCUGGCUUCUUCUUACAGGCCAGGUCCCGUCUACAAGCCAGGUUCGCCAAUUCUCUCGCGAAUUGGCUGAGCAAGCUCAGUUGCCCGCCUUUGUCAACAAGCUUCUCGACGAUUUCCCCAAAGACCUGCAUCCAAUGACCCAAUUUGCCAUUGCCGUCUCUGCUCUCAACUACACCUCCAAGUUUGCAAAGGCCUACGAGCAGGGUAUCAACAAGGCUGACUACUGGGAGCCUACUUUCGACGACUCCAUCUCGCUGCUGGCUAAGCUGCCCACGAUCGCUGCCAAGAUCUACCAGAACUCCUACCGUGGCGGCGGCGCUCUGCCCGCAGAAGUAGACCUGGAGCAGGAUUGGUCUUACAACUUUGCUGCCAUGCUUGGGAAGGGUGGCAAGGCGAACGAGAACUUCCAAGAUCUCCUCAGAUUGUACCUCGCUCUCCACGGAGACCAUGAGGGCGGUAACGUUUCCGCCCAUGCCACUCACCUGGUUGGCAGCGCCCUUAGCGAUCCCUUCCUAAGCUACAGCGCUGGUCUUCAAGGUCUCGCGGGUCCUCUUCAUGGACUUGCCGCGCAAGAGGUUCUUCGGUGGAUUCUGCAGAUGAAGGACAACAUCCCCUCGUCCUAUUCUGAUAAAGAUGUCACAGAUUACCUGUGGUCCACCCUCAACUCCGGCAGAGUUGUCCCUGGCUACGGCCACGCUGUCCUGCGGAAACCCGACCCUCGGUUCGAGGCUCUGAUGGAUUAUGCCGCCGCUCGACCUGAGAUCGCACAAGACCCCGUCUUCCAACUGGUGGAAAAGAACAGUCGAAUUGCCCCCGAAGUGCUCAAGAAGCACGGCAAGACCAAGAACCCUUACCCCAACGUCGACUCAAGCUCUGGAGUCCUAUUCCAUCACUAUGGCUUCCACGAGACUCUGUACUACACCGCCACCUUUGGUGUCUCCCGUGGCUUGGGACCCCUUGCUCAAUUGAUCUGGGACCGAGCAUUGGGACUGCCCAUUGAGCGGCCCAAGAGCAUUAACCUGGAAGGUCUUCUUAAGCAAGCUGAGAGCUCGUGAGCCAAGUUAUCUUGAGCAAUGUAAUGGGGAAUUAGAUGAAUUUGACUACAAUAGCUUUGCUGGUAUCUAGAUAUAGCCGGAGUUUAUCCAGGAAUCUUAUGACACAUCAUCACAGGAUACAUCUUCCGAAGCUCUCGACACUUUUUACUGAUAUCGUAAGCCGAGUAACAUUCCGUAGUCAAAAACAAACUGUUGUCUACGACUGACGCAUGGCCUCUGGCUGUCAGUUUCUGGAUAAUACAUUCAGGC